Molecule: messenger RNA, 1361 nt
Organism: Desarmillaria tabescens
Lineage: Eukaryota; Fungi; Basidiomycota; Agaricomycetes; Agaricales; Physalacriaceae
Product: acyltransferase-domain-containing protein
Exons: 6
Coding region: 72-1328 (418 amino acids)
Biological process (GO): phosphatidylinositol acyl-chain remodeling
Cellular component (GO): endomembrane system; endoplasmic reticulum
Molecular function (GO): acyltransferase activity
Source: RefSeq, a predicted model, not a curated record
ACUUAACACAUGCUUUAAAGCAGUACUCCUCCCACUGGCAACGAACGCGUACACAACUGAACUGAACAGCGAUGACCGUCGUGGCACCCUUGUACACUCUUCCUAUCUCCGAGCGACCUCGACAGCCAUGGCGUCGCACCUUCUCUGCUGUAUUAUUCUUUCUUGUAUUCAAUCUCGGCUGCCUUAUGGACAACGCCUCUCAAUUUGUGUUCUUGCUACCUCUUCGGCUCCUUCCUUUUGGGUGGUCCAGAGCACUGUACGUGGAUGGCAUCCGGUAUACCAAGGGCGCAUUCGGGUGUCUCCUCAUCCUGAUGUGCCAGUGGUUUGCCCCGACAAAGCUCAUUGUAUCAUUCGAGACAACGGGUAUGGGCUGCUUCACUCCGGAGGACAUUGAUCGUAUCGUCGUAAAGGAUAAGAAGGGUGAUGUGGUGUCCUUGAACCUGCCUACCAAGUUCGUCAUGAUAGCCAAUCAUCAGAUUUACUUGGACUGGUUGUAUGAAUGGUGCUUGUUGUAUUUCAUCGGGCCUCAAGGGGUUCACCGAUAUGUGUACAUUACAUUAAAGAAGAGCCUUCAAUGGAUUCCAGUCGUCGGAUGGGGCAUGCAAUUCUUCAAUUUCAUCUUUCUCGCGAGGUCGUGGGCAUCCGACCGAGUACAGCUAUCAGCUAGCCUUUCCGCAUUAGGAUCUGAGGCUGAAAAGCAGGAUAAUCCACUGGCGUUCAUUCUGUAUCCAGAAGGAACACUCGUUAGUCAAGACACGAGGCCUAUUAGCAAAAAGUUCGCCGAUAAAAUGGGAAUUGCUGAUAUGACCCAUACGUUACUGCCUCGGUCGACUGGACUGCACUACAGUCUGCGUUCAUUAUCGCCGCGCAUACCGGACCUCCGUUUGAUAGACGUCACAGUGGUAUACCCAGGUAUACCUCCUUUGCAUUAUGGACAAGACUUUUAUACCCUGCGUUCUGUGUUUUUCGACGGUAUCCCACCUCCCGUGAUUCACAUGCACCUCCGGAUGUUUGAUGUCGCGCGGGAGGUACCGAUUGGCGAUCUAUCGGGGAGCAAUCCUGGGGUGUCCCCGAAGACGGAGCCUAUGGUCGAGGUGGAUAUACCCGAGAGAGAAAAGAAAGGGUUUGAUGAAUGGCUGAAAGGGCUCUGGAAGGAGAAGGACGACUCAAUAGGAAUGUUUUACGAGGCCAACUCGUUUGCCCGUGAAAAAGUGGCGCAGGUAGAAAUUCCUCUUAAGCUGCGGCGGAAGCGUGAAAUGCUUGAUGCAUUUUGUUUCUUCUUACCGGCGGCCGUAGGUUGGGCAUGGGGGAAGUGCAAGAGAUAUUAAACGUAUGUAAGACGAGGGAUACAAUAUACUAGA